Messenger RNA from Meleagris gallopavo (turkey), 3741 nucleotides. Lineage: Eukaryota; Metazoa; Chordata; Aves; Galliformes; Phasianidae. The record is from RefSeq and is a predicted model, not a curated record.
AUGGCAGUGGAUGGAAUAAUACUGUGCUGUAACACGUUCAGUGUUGUGGUUCUUUUCUUACAGGGUGUAAUCCUGUACAAAGUCCGGUGGAAGGGCUAUACCUCUGAUGACGAUACCUGGGAACCAGAGGUUCAUUUGGAAGACUGCAAAGAAGUGCUGUUUGAAUUCAGAAAAAAGCUUGUGGACACCAAGACAAAGCCUGUGAAAAAGGACCUUCAGAAAUUUUCUCUAAAUAAUGAUGUGUUUGAAGCAGAAUCUGAUAAUGAUGGGCAAAGCGAAACAAAAGAGGAUGUUUCACCAAAGAAGAAAAAGAAAAAGUCAAGAGAGGGAGAGGAUAGAAGUGCGGAUGACCUGAAGAAGAAAAAGUCAAAGUCUGCAAAAGUCAAAGAGAAACCCAGGACAGAAUGUGACAGUUCCUCAGAUAUUUUGGGGUUGGAUUCAAAACCCAAAAAAAGGACUUCAGAAACAAAGGAAGAUUCAAAGGAUCCAAAGAAGCAAAGGAAAGAAGAUACUAAAGAAGUAAAGAAAAAGAAGGGAGAAGUUAAAGAUGUAAAAAUAAAAAUUAAGGAAGAUUCUAAAGAAAGUAAAAAAUCACGGAAGGAGAAGCAAGGAGAUGCUCAGUUUGACACAGAGCCAAGUACUUUAGACGAUGCACUUUUUCAGGAGAUUGAUAAUGAGGAUCUACCCUUAUGCCCUGAAAAUAAAGAGGAAGAACAACAAGUAAUAUGUGAAAAAGAGAGGUUGGAAGAAGAAAUUGCUGAAAAAGAUUCCAUUGCUGACAGACAGCUUGAUGGAUCAGCAAGUAAUGAAGAUGAUAAUGUCGAGGUUAAGGCUAAGAGAAAGAAGAAAAAAAAUCAGAAAAUGGAAGAUUACAAAGAGGAGGAUAGAAAAGUGGAAAUCAAAGAUACCUAUUCAGAGAAGAAAAGCGUGCUCAAAAAGCAGAAAAGUCAAGAAAAGGUGAAAGUGGUGGCUGCAGAGUUGGAGAAAGUGUCAGCUGCUCCCGUGUCGGCACAGAAGGCUGUAAAGAUGGGCGCUGAGGAGAGAGGGCACAAAUCCAUGGAGUCAGGCGAGGAGGAGAAAGAAAUAAAGAAAACUGAAAUGAAGGAAAAAUCUGUAAAAAAAGAGUCUGAAAAAGAAGAAAAGAGCAGAAAAGAACAGAAGGUCCUAAAAAGCUACAAGGACAUCAAAAGUGCACUUGACAUGUUUAAUGUAGCUUCAGAAGAAAAAAAGGAAUGCUCUGAGAAUAACUGCAAAAGAGAAGAACCCUCGCUAGAAUAUAAAUUCAUAGAAGAAUUAAAAUUAAAAGACAGCAAAGUGCACAAGGAGAGGAGGAUAAAAGAUGAAGCAGAAACAUGGAAUUACGUUGCUGCAGGAGGUGGUCGAGAAGCAGUGGAUGUGUGUCAAGUGGAGAACUCUGAUGGCAAGCAACAAGUUUUGAGUUUGGGUAUGGACAUGCAAUUAGAAUGGCUAACGCUAGAAGACUUUCAGAAGCAUCUCGAUGGAGAAGAUGAGAAUCACAUCUCAGCAGAACCAAUAUCCAGUACACUCCUGAGGGAUGCCGUCAAAAGUGGAGAUUAUAUGACAGUAAAGAUGGCACUUUCUUCAACUGAAGAAUAUAAUCUGGAUCAAGAGGAUUCCAGUGGAAUGACUCUAGUAAUGCUCGCUGCUGCUGGUGGGCAUGACGACCUCCUCCGCGUCCUAAUCAGGAAGGGAGCUAAAGUUAAUGGCAGGCAGAAAAAUGGAACAACUGCAUUGAUACACGCAGCUGAAAAGAAUUUUCUAACAACAGUAGCUAUUCUUCUGGAAGCUGGAGCAUUUGUGAACAUGCAGCAGAGCAGCGGUGAAACUGCAUUAAUGAAGGCAUGUAAAAGAGGAAAUUCGGACAUUGUGCGACUUAUGAUUGAAAGCGGAGCGGACUGUAACAUUUUGUCAAAGCAUCAGAACAGUGCACUGCAUUUUGCUAAGCAGUGUAACAAUGUCCUGGUGUACGAACAGCUCAAGAGUCAUUUGGAAACACUCUCAAGAGUAGCAGAAGAUACCAUCAGGGACUAUUUUGAAGCUCGCCUUGUUUUGCUGGAGCCAGUCUUCCCAAUUGCUUGUCACCGUCUCUGUGAAGGGCCGGACUUCUCCACAGACUUCAACUAUAAACCUCCACAGAACGUGCCAGAAGGAUCUGGAAUUCUUCUCUUUAUUUUCCAUGCAAAUUUCUUUGGUAAAGAAGUUGUUGCUCGGCUCUGUGGACCAUGCAGUGUACAAGCUGUGGUUUUAAAUGACAAAUUCCAGCUCCCUGUAUUUUUGGACAGUCACUUUAUUUAUUCCUUCAGCCCAACUGCAGGCCUUAACAAGCUUUUUAUCCGGCUAGCAGAAGCUCCUACAGCCAAGGUGAAGCUGCUAAUAGGAGCAUACAGAGUGCAGCUGCAGUGACCUCACAAUUGCGAGCCUGUUGAGUGGCCUGACAGCUUUGGGAUAUACUUCUGAGUCCUCUGUUUAGAGACUGACAAAGCAGUUUGGAACUUCUUGGCACCACACUCUUAGUCCCAAGUUCCCAUGUUCAUGUUGUUUGUUGGCAGUCAUACAGGAAAGUACGUGUUGGAGAGCAGCUGAAUACGCUGUGCUGGUUGGGACAAGGUUGUCAGCUCUUUUUUGAUUUGUACAGACAUAGAUGUAAGUAUUUGUGCCAAUACAUACAAUGCUGUCUUUCUUUAACUUGUUGAGUCCAGACUGCAUAUUUCAGCUUUUCCACAAUGUGGAACGGUGCAUACAAGAACUAUUUAAGGUAACUAAGUGAAAUGUCUUGUUUUUUUUUUUAAAUAGAAGGAUCUUUUCCAUUUGUAAACUACAGUUUUCUACUUACUCAAAUAACUGAAAUGUUUCAGUGUAAAAUGCGGGACUAUUGUAUUCUCAGAGCAGUGGGCAGGAAUUAUACCUGAAAGCCCCUGCAUCGCUUAACCAUGAACUGCUGGAGGUCAUGUUCUGGUUUGAAAUUCUUCCUGCAGUUGUUUCCUGGUGACAGAGCAGGAGUGAUUGCCUAUGUGAAAGCCCUGAGUGAUUCCCUUUGAACAGACAGUUAAGUCUGCAGGAGUGAAUAGGGAUGUCCAGAUAGGCUCAGUGAGUAGAGCACUGUGGUCGGAUUCCUAGUUACAUCAGUGCUUUAAAACUAAUCUUGUGUUAGAGAAGCAACUGAUAGUUAUACAGGCAUCUUAACUUUGGAGUUGUUAGUCAAGUGGCAUGUGAGAAAACAAAUAGCUGGAACUAGCAAACCAGAAAACGUGUUAACUGCUAACUUAACUGUGGGCAGUGCUUUCCUAGGUGGCUAAAAGGUACAGAGAAGUUCAGAUGUUUUCAGCCUGACUGAGAGCAGGUGCUGCCCUCUCAUUCAGAACUCAGUUCCUGUGUGCAAAGAGCUGCUAUCUAUCUUUUCAUUUCUUUAAUUAAGUGACCGUUUUAUCAGAUGACAGCAGUUCUGCAAUGGUUCUGUGCUGUAAUAUACAAAUGUAAUACUUCUGCCUGAAGUACAGAGUAUUUUUCUUUGUAAAUUAAACAACAUCUUGAAAAGUAAAGGAAAGAAAAAUAGAUUGUGCCUUUGCUGUUCUGGUUGCCACGAGUAGUUUACAUGACUCUAUGUGCCUAUAUUGCUUAAGAAACUAUUGGGGAUAAAUAAUGUAUUUGCACCAUUUUGAUGGUGAGCACUUGGUUGUACCCUUUUAAGAACUGUGACUUUAUAUUAAAACUUUCAGCUUA